CCGCCAUUGAUCUAUAUGUUCUGCAUGUUUCAAACACUAAGGAAGUGAAAAGCGACGAUAGUUUGGAUCCAUGGUGGAGAAGUUGAUCAUCCUGCAGGAUAUGUUUGAGAAGUUUCUGAAAAGUUUUUUUGUUUGCUCCUUUUGUGAAGGACGGCAGCUGUAGUCUGCUUUGAUUCACAGAAGUUACAAUCGAUUCUGAUGGUGACCCAGAGUUAUGCCUAAAAAAUAUAUCCAUCAAAACUUCUCAAACCGUUGCUGCUGCGUAAUCCGCUGUUGAUCCGCAAGUUGAAUAUUUUCCAAAAUGAAAAUGUGAUAAUACACACAUUUACAGUUACUUAAAUAUUCAGCUGUUAUGCUGCAGAAUGUUUUGUUAUUUUACAAAUAAAACAAUAUCAAACUCCCCCUACCGAGAUAAUCCUAUAACAAAACCAAAAGUAAGUUUUAAUAUAUGGGAUUUGUUUUACCCCAAAAUAAAAUGCAACAACAGGGUUUGUGUAUUUCCCCAUUAUUUACUCAGCCAGAGGCUCCCUCAUGCUAAUCACUUUUGGACAGCUCAACACCCUCCAUUGUAGAGAGGACUGGGGGUGAGGGGUGGGAGGACCAGGACCGGCCUGGUGUCCUGGCUCCGCUCAGUCGCCCCCUACUCAUGCUUGUUGGGUCCUAACUGGACUCUUGGGGUCUGGAGCUGCACUGCAGGGCUACAGGAGAUCAUUUUUCUCAGUUAAGGGAUUAGCGGUUGCUCUUCGUGGCCAUCAUUAGAGGGACCUGAAAAUUAGCCUGAUCCCCCCCCCCCCCCCCCCCCCCCCGUACCCAGCUGUGCUGUCGCUGGGGGUUGGAGGCGAGGAUCACAGGAGGCCCCUCCCCUCAUACUGAGUGUGGGCCAGCAGAAGUGUUGGGCAGUGUCUCAAGUUCUGUUGAAAACAAUUCAAAGCUCAUCUGUUUUACAAAGACGUGUGAUUCAGAAGAACAUUUUUUUUUUGUUCCCCUAGAACAACCUGUUACAUCAUAUUUAUUUUAUGUUCUCUGAGCGUAAUGGGAGGAAUGCAGUUCUUACACUCCCUGGACCAGAACUCUGCUUCCCAUAAUGAGGCACAGUUUAUGGAUUUAUGCUAAUCGGGGGCAUCUUGGUGAAAACGUUCUCCAGCCAAAAUGUUAUUAACAACUUUGAGACACUUUUUUUUUUUUUUUUUUUUUUUUCCAUCAGCAUUUUUUAAGGUUUCACACAGAUGCGCUUUGAAAAGGACCACAUUUCUGAUUGGGCAAGAUCACACUCCAUGGCAGCUGGUUCAUUUGCUUCUCAAGAUGACAGAUGGCAAAACACAAACACAAAAAGAGGGAGCCACGAUCAAGUAAUGAGAACGCCUGCCACAAUAAGGAAACUACUAAACAUACUUCUCUCACUUUUCCUGGUAAACUUUUGCGUCGCUCAGUGAAUACAAGAGGUUGAAAAACAAACAUAAAAUCUGUGCAUUUAAUUUACAUUUUACAAUGCUAUGCUAUCAGUUUUCUAAAGCUAGUGAGCCCGAGGCCUUUUUACAAAUGUUUAAUGACCGUUUUAUUGCGUAGCGGCAAUAUACAAAAUCUCAUUUAAUUUACUGUUUUGAGUUUAAUCUGCUGUUAACGACUUUGAAGUAGGGAGAAGAGGGGAAACUUGACUUUGUGUGAUAUUUGCUUACAAAAGUGAGUUCACGACCAGAAUAUUUUUUUUUUUUUCUGAAUGCAGGCAAAGGAGUAACUGGGGCCCUGGCCAGUGUUUUGCCCCGCAGAUGGGCAGCAGUGUUUGUGAACACCAGUGUGGCAGUUGGCAGGGAUUGAGGAGGGGGAUGGGCAGAUUGCAAUGGCACAUGCUCCAAUUCAAAUUAUCCCUGGACCCAUGCAGCAGUGGAGGACCUGCUGGGGCCCAGGGUGGCAUUCAUUAUAACCAGACACAGGCAGGUUUGGUCAGUGCCUCCAUCAUGUCACCAGUGCUAAACGCAAAUCAAAACCCCUUUUUUACUCACAUUACACGCUGUUUUACAGCAGAGCCUCAAUGAAAUCACAUUUUAUUUGCACAUGUUUACCUCAAAUCAUCAGUAAGUAGAUUGGAAUAAAUGUCAAGGAUUAAACGGCAACAAAACUGGGAAUGUUAUAAACACUGUGGGGGGAGGCAGGUAAAUAAACAUCAAUGAGGUCAUCAAGGUAAUAAGAAGAGCUUUUGAUGAAGAUACAGCAUAAUGUCAAAAGACUAUGUGAACACAAAUCAGAUUACUCAUAAAAUGUCUUUUAUAAGGGUUAAAAUGUUUUCUUUUGAGAUACUUUUAAAGCCGCCUGUACGGUGCAGUAUGUGUUUAUAAUCUGAUGGGAAGUUACCAAUUAUCUGUCUAAUUACAUCUGAAUUACUGCAUGAAAAAUGAGCUUUCUGUCAUUUCUAAUGCUCCCAAAGAGUUGGCGAGGAUAAGCGAGGGGAGUGCAAAUCUAAAGGCUGAAAAUUUAAUGAUCUACAUUAUUGCUAACAACUAUUGCUCGUCCUCGGGCAUGGUGAAGUUAAUUAGCAGAUUAUGGUGUUAGUGUAUGAUAUCCCGUACUGCCCUGGGUAGUAUUGGCCAGUGCAAGAAGUAGUUCCGUUUAAAAUAAAAAAUGUAUGUGUUUAUGUCACAUUUGAUCUUAUAUCUUCUGCACAUCAAUGGAAGUUAAAAUAAAUAAAUAAAAAGCCCAGAGGGAAUAAAUGUUAAUAGAGUGUUUGUGCCCAUGUAGAACUGCCGAGACUAAUCCACCAAAAAUAUGUAGUGUAAAAAUGUUCCUCUUGGCUCAUCACUGGACAUGUUGAUGGAGGGGGGGGGAAGUGAAAUUGACAAUAUCAUUGUAGGAGCGCACUAAAGGGGCGACGGUCCGCUCCACUACACUGAAGUAGGGAUGUCUACAGUGGGAGAAGAAGAAGAAGGGGGAGGGUACCACUUUGUCACAGGCUGCUAUGUAGAUUAACCUUUCAAUUAGUUGUUAUCAGGUCCUCUCCAUGUCUCGGCGAGAGCUUUCUCAGCCUUCGCUUCGAGAGAUCAAAUCCCACGAAAUCGCUUUUUGGAUAUGUCGCUGCACAUGUAUCCUUCGACGUUUCCCCGAUAAUGAAGAGGAGUAUCCGAGGGGGGGAAAAACUUGAAGAGAUUUGAUCCGGAGUUGAAUACAUAAAGCCUCAGGUCAGUCGGUAACUACCAUUGUGGAUUUUACUCGUGCCAACUUUUCCUCAUCACCGAUGUCAGACACCCAGGAUUGAGAAGACGUAUAUGGAUGCUGGCGUGGAGCAUAACUUUUUGACCUUUACAUAAGGAUGUGGAUGUAUCCUGGGGAAUCUGUAUGGAUUGCAUUUUUUUUGUGAGUCUAAUUGUUCAAUCAUGGUAAAACUUGCAAACCCUCUGUACACGGAGUGGAUUCUUGAAGCAAUACAGAAAAUCAAAAGGCAAAAGCAGAGGCCUUCAGAGGAGAGAAUCUGUCAUGCGGUGGCCACCUCGCAUGGACUGGACAAGAAGACCGUCCUUGAGCAGUUGGGAUUAAGUGUUCACGAUGGCUCUAUCCUCAAGGUUACAAAUAAGGGGAGCGCCUCCUACAAGGACCCAGGAAACCCCGGGAGAGUUGGAUCAAUCCCGCCUGCAAACGUGUCUGUGCCAUCAAAGGAAUCUAUAUGGAAUUCAAGUGAUCUGCGCCAUAUCGAUUGGAAUAAAAUACUCAAGAGGGCCAUCGAGGGCCUGGAUGAUACCCACGGCUCCUCGCUGAAGAAUAUCGAGAGGUACCUGAGGAACCAGGACGACCUCUCGACCGUUGUCGAUAACCCUGCUUUCCGGCAGAGGUUACGACUGGCGGCCAAGCGGUCGGUCAACAACAGCAGGUUGUCAAAAAACGGCCCGCGGUAUAAGCUCAGCCAUGGCGGUGCGGAGGGAAGGGGCUCCAGGUGUCCGAGUGCUUCCCCCUUGGUCCUGUCGUCAGUGACACUCCUCCCACAUGAGCGAGACCAGCUCCGGGUUGACCCCAUCCCAAUAUGCAGUUUCUGUCUUGGAACGAAAGAGUCGAAUCGGGACAAGCGGCCAGAAGAGCUGCUGUCCUGUGCAGACUGUGGGAGCAGUGGGCAUCCAUCAUGUCUGAAGUUUUCCCCCGAAUUAACCUCAAAUGUGAAGAGAUUACGAUGGCAGUGUAUUGAAUGCAAAACCUGCAGCUCCUGUCGAAUACAGGGGAAAAACGCUGAUGAGAUGCUGUUCUGCGAUUCAUGUGAUCGGGGCUUUCACAUGGAAUGCUGCAACCCGCCGCUUUCAAGAAUGCCAAAAGGUACCUGGGCCUGCCAAGUCUGCAGGCCGAAGGACAACGGGAAGAAACUGCUCCACAAGAAAGCCGAUCAGAUCAAACGUCGAUAUGCAAAGCCAAUCGGAAGGCCCAGAAAUAAGCUCAAACAAAGAAUGUCUGUCAGCAGUGGUGACGGCUCCAUGGUAGCACUUGGAGGAAGGGGGUCACCUGGUAGGGGUCAAAAGAUUACCGUCUGUUCCACACCUUCAUCUGGUCAUGCUGCAUCUGUGAAGGACGCCAGAGACAGAUUGGCUGUUGCAGACCCCCGUUGUGUGGUCGACGCCACCCAAUUCACCACUUCCACUCCCACCACCACCACUCCCCCCCUCACGCCCACCUCCACCCGAGCUACACUCACUGUUAACAAGAAAACCAAAGGGCUUAUCGAUGGGCUUUCCAAAUUCUUUACCCCUUCCCCUGUGGGCCGUCGCUCGCGAGCUGUAGCCAUAGAGUCGCCCGCCGAACAGUUAGGCUCUAGAGACGAGGGUCUGCCCGAUCUGUCCCCGCCACCAGAGCCGUUUGCCUUUGCCGCUGACGCCACUCAAGCGAUAACCCCCUCUUCCUCUGCUCUUCCCGCUCCCACUUUGCUGGGACUUAGCCCCCCCUCGCAGGUGUCCAGCAGCUCCACCUCCGCUAACUCACCCCAGAGCUCCUCCAGCCAGUCUAGUGUUCCCUCCCUGAGUAGUCUCUGCAAUAGCAGCCAACUUAAGGGACUGUUUGACGGACUCUCUCACAUUUACACGACUCAGGGACAGUCGCGGAAAAAGAGACUACCUUGCUACGCGCCGCCUAAGCGCAUGCAUCAUAAGCAGGAUUCUACCCAUGCGUCCAAAACGGGGCCGCAGCGCCUCGGAAAGAAUGAGUUUAGUAAAAAUAGGUUACACUCCACGACUGCUGGGCCGGGCCGACCCAGAGGACACCCAUUUAAGAUGGUCAGUCAUUUCAAACGUAAUCCCUUCCUUAAAAAGCACAGGACGCUAGGCAGGCUGAGGUAUAAAGUGAGCCCUCAGAAGGGAGCCCCCUCACCAGGAAAGGCAGACUUGACAGACGGAAGAAUUAAGCCUGAGAAUAAUCAUGGCCACAACGGGGAGCUGCGCGUGAAGCAGGAGGCCCAAGCCGACUUUGCGGCCAUGUCCAGAGACCACGUGACGGAGGAGGACAUCGAGACGUUCAGUCAUGUUCAGGAAGUCACCGUGCAGAGAACUGGAUCUCUGAUGAACACAGACUCCAUGCGGUGCCCGGCCCUCAUUGAAUUUGGGAAGUAUGAGAUUCAAACCUGGUACUCGUCGCCUUACCCUCCUGAAUAUUCAAGAUUACAAAAGCUUUAUCUGUGCGAGUUCUGUCUGAAGUACAUGAGGAGCAAAAACAUUCUCCAGAGACACACAAAGAAGUGUGGCUGGUUCCACCCACCAGCCAAUGAAAUCUACAGAAAGGAGGACCUUUCCGUGUUUGAGGUUGAUGGAAAUGUCAGCAAACUAUUCUGCCAAAACCUCUGCCUGUUAGCCAAGCUUUUCCUGGAUCACAAGACCUUGUAUUAUGAUGUGGAGCCUUUCCUCUUCUACAUACUUACAAAGAAUGAUGAGAAAGGCUGUCAUCUUGUGGGCUAUUUCUCCAAGGAAAAGCUUUGCCAGCAGAAGUACAAUGUCUCCUGCAUAAUGAUCAUGCCUCAGUACCAAAGGCAAGGAUUUGGAAGGUUCCUUAUUGAUUUCAGUUACCUUCUCACCAGGCAAGAAGGACAAGCCGGCUCCCCGGAGAAGCCGCUGUCAGAUCUGGGUCGCUUAUCCUACCUGGCAUAUUGGAAAAGUGUCAUACUGGAGUACCUUUAUAAGCACCCAGAUAAACACAUCAGUGUUAAAGGAAUAAGCAGGGCCACUGGGAUGUGUCCGCACGACAUCGCCGCUACUCUCCAGCAGCUCGGCAUGAUUGACAGACAGGAUGGCAGGAUUGUGUUGAUCAGAAGAGAGCGAUUGAUUCAGAGGCACACGGAGGGCCUGAGGGCUAACCCGCGUUGCAACGAGGUGGACCCCGACGCCCUGCGCUGGACGCCGUCCGCGACUCUCAACGCCGUCCUGUCUGAGGAGGAGAGGGAGGCGGAGAUGGAUGCGGAGCGGCUGAAGGAGCAGGCCAGUUGCUGGGAGAAGGAGGAGAGGGAGGGCUUCAUGAUGACUCACGGUAGCAAGCAACCUCUCACCAAGGUCCACUGUAAGGUUCCCUACAGGACCUACGAGCGCCGCCCCGCGCUGUCCUGGACCAGGCGCAUCCAGCAGUUGGAGGACGUGAGUGACGACGAAGCGGAUGAUGAUGACGACGACGACGACGACGACGACGACGACGACUCGGAUGGCUCGCCACCCAUCCUAACAAAAGCCCACGCAAUGCUCGCAGCCAAGAGAAAGAGAACCAUUGUGCUCAAGAAGAGAGGGCGUAAGAGAAAGAGAAUAAACAGCAGCGUAACAACAGAGACCAUCUCUGAGACGACUGAGGUGCUGAACGAGCCGUUUGACAACUCGGAGGACGAGCGCCCUAUGCCCCUGCUGGAGCGCACCUGCAGAAUGGGCGAAGAAGAAGAAGAAGAGGAGGAGGAAGAGGAGGAGGAGGAACAAGAAGAGAAGGCACCAAUUACACCAAUAAAACGGCGGAGAGGUCGUCCGAGGCUGGAGAAAAAUGCACGGAAAGACAAUCUUGAACACUGGAAUGAAGGGGCUGACGUCCUCUCUAAGAGACCCAGCAGACCCCGCCCAGUGAAACGGAAGAAAGGCUGGCCAAAAGGAGUGAAACGCGGCCCUCCUAAAUGGAGGCUCAAGAACGAACGAAAGAUGGGCUUCAAGCUCAACCUCUACACACCCCCUGAAACCCCAAUGGAGGCCGAGCAGCACCACAUUCACACCGAGGAAGCGAAAGAGGAGCCGGACCAGGAUAUCAUCAGUGCUGAUGAGGACAGCAAAGCCGGUAGAUGCUCGGCUAGUCCAGAUAUAACGCUCGAGAGGCUUCUCUCUGAGCCCCCGAGUCCCGUUGACCACGGCUCCCAGAAGUCCAGCUCCCCAGAAGGAUCGCCGGUAGCUUCUCCGGUGUGCUCACCGGCCGCCUCACCGGCCGCCAUGUCCCCCACGCCUGAGGACAUAUGUGAUUCCCCGGAACCGCCUGAAGACGACCAGCAAGAGCGUGAACCCGGGCAGGAGUCCCCAGCCAAAGAUGUGGAGCGCAGCGCAGCGGGUGUAGCAUCACUGGAGAAUGACAACGCAGAGGAGGAGGAGGAGGACGAGCAGAGAACGCAAAUAGAGGAUCAGGAUGCGGAUGAUGAAGAUGACAGUCACAGCAAGACGGCAGCACCUGAGAGCAGCAAAGCAGACCUGGAACAGAGUUCGAAAGAAGAACCCGAAUGCACCCCACCGUUUUUAGAUCCAAAAGAAGACAAUGACUCCGAGUUGAGUCAGCAGGUGUCUACGGUACCGUGCGAUGAAGAGGAACCGGCUACAGCUGCAGAAAGCAUCCAAGAGGCAGUGACAGAAAUGACAGUAGCAACACCACCACCUGAAGCAUUAGCAGUCGCUUCAGUAGCAGCUGUAGACUCUGAUAACCUCGUAGACUCUGAGUCGGAGGAGGAGAGCGCGUCAAGUCCUUGUCCGAAUCACCCGACUCCUCAGCCCGCAGAGCGGCCGACACUCAGUCCCGUGCUGAGGGAGGAUCCGCCCAUCUGUGCAGAGAUCGACUCGGAGACAGCCCAAGCGGUUCAGUCCCUGACGCAGGAGGCCGAGAGGGAGAGCGUUUUUUGCGUGGAGAGCCAGGAGCCCUGCAGGACCCUGCAGACCUACGCUCACGUGGCCCAGAGCCCCCAGCUCACCUCGCUGGAUGACUGCCCCCAGUCGGACCACAGCAGUCCCCUCUCCUCCGCUCAGUCACAUCCCAGCCAGUCGGUACGCUCCGUGAACAGCCCGGCGGUCUCCAUCCUGGAGAGCGGCUACACUCAGAUCAGCCCCGACCACAGUGCCAUCUCCGUGCCCUCGCUCCACAACAUGGAGACGAGCCCCAUGAUGGACGUGCCGUCGGUGUCGGAUCACUCGCAGCAGGUGGUGGACAGCGGCUUCAGCGAUCUGGGCAGCAUCGAGAGCACCACGGAGAACUACGAGAACCCCAGCAGCUACGACUCCACCAUGGGGGGCAGCAUCUGUGGGGCGGGCCCCUCCCAGAAUAGCUGCUCCUAUGGAAGCAUCCCCCCCAGCGGCUUGGCCCAGAGCAGCUGCGCCGUGAGCCAGCAAAUGGCCGCCGUCAACCCCGGCAGCUGCGGGAUGAUUCAGCAGAACAGCCUGAGCUCGCCGCCUCACUGCAACGUCAAGUCGCCGCAGGGCUGCGUCGUGGUGGAGAGGCCUCCCAGCAACAGCCAGCACAGUCAACACAGCCAGCGCAGCCAACACAGUCAACACACCACCCACAGCAGGCACGGCCCUCACAAUCAGCACAGCCAACACAAUCAACACGGUCCACACAAUCAGCUGAGCCAGCACAGUCAACACAAUCCCCACAACCAGCAUAGUCACCACCACAAUCACCACCUGCAGCACAAUCAGCUCAGCCAGCACAAUCAGCACGCUCAGCAUAGCCUUCACAAUCAACACAGUCAGCACAGCCAGCAGCAGCCCAUGGCGCAGUGUGCCAUACCCACCAACUUCACCACCACCAUGCAGCUGGCAGACAUACCCGAGUCUGGCAACCCAAAUUUCGCCCUCUAUGAGAGGAUCAACCAUCAGGGGGAGUACGGCAACGGGCAUUAUUCUCAAUCGUCCGGCCUCAGUCUCGCCAAACUGCAGCAGUUCACCAACACGUUUAUCGAGCACCCUCACUCGCUGCCUUUCAACCACUCGGCCUCACACCCCAUCACAUCUUAUGCAAACACCCCGUCGCUGUCGUCUCAGCACUCCAGCCUGGUCUCCUUGUCCCAGACCCCCUCGCAUCGAGUCCCCAACCCACAGGUGCAGGCCACCAUGACCCCGCCCCCCAACCUCAGCUCCUCGCCGGCCAUGAUGCUGCAGCGCAACAUGGGCAUCCCGCCCUCGCAGCGGAUCCAGCCCCAAAUGGCCUCCAAGAGUCACAUCUCCGCACGCUCCAAGUCAGCCCCGCUGUCGCACCACCAGCGACAGAUGUACGCCCGGCCGCCGCAGGCCGUGCCCAUGCAGGCGCCGUCCAGGACACUGGCCGCCAUGCCGCGCAUGAGCGUGAACAUCAUGCCGGCGCCGGGCUACAACGUCAACUCCAUGAACAUGUCCUCCCUCAACGCCAUGAACGGCUACGGCAUGAGCCAGCCCAUGAUGAACAGCGGCUACCACGGCAAUCACGCCUACAUGAACCAGUCACCCCAGUACUCUAUGCAGAUGGGCAUGAUGGGAACACAGCCAUACCCCCAGCAGCCCAUGCAGGCUCCACCACAUGGCAACAUGGUGUACACUCCAGCUGGCCACCAUGGCUACAUGAACACAGGCAUGUCCAAGCAGUCCCUGAAGGGGCCGUUCAUCGGGCGGUAACUCCCCAAAGGACUCCGCUGGUCCUUCUCAUGUGCAUUUAGCUGUUUAAAGAUGCACUGAUCUGGCCUUUUGCAUUUCUUUUUUGGUGUCCUUUAUUUCCGUUUGUUUUAUUACUUAAAAACCAGCAGCAGCACUUGGAAAGAAUGCAAAAAUGUUCAUCAACGAGUAGAUUUGAAGCUAAUGUUAAGUAUUUUUGUUUCUCCAGAUGGGAAGCCUUACAUCAUUACGAUGAGAAUCUAUUUAAUUAGUGUUAGUGUCUCUGAUGUGUCUUUAGAGGGUUCAGAGCUCAGCGGUAGAGAUUUCAUCAGUGGUCUUGCAGUCGUGUAGCAGCCUCAAAUGAAGCCAUUUAAUGUGCCUGCUACAAGUGGAGUUAGUGGCCGUUUGAACCUGUUCAGUGUACCUGUCUAACAGUGCUGACAAUUAGUUUGUACUAUACUCAUGCCUUUGUAUAUUUAAAUUAUUGUACUUAUUUUGUAAAGUGACAACUAGCAUGCUUCAGUCUCUGUUAGUGACAGUGCAUUGAGUAGUACUGUACAAGUGUUGUGCUUAAUAGCAAGCCAUUUUAAAGAUAUCUGGCCUUUAUUAGGUUUCCCUCCACGGGGAGAAAGAUAAAACUAUAUUUUGUUAAUUCUAAUAAUGUAAAAAAAUGUAAACUUAGUCCUGUUUUAUGUUCGGUUUGAGAGGUUUUAUUGCUAUGUAUGUAUAAUUCUGAAGUCUUUUGUAACAGAUCUCCUUGAGGCAGCUUUCUGUUUAAUAAAGCAGACUGAUUUCUGUCAAAAUAACAAAGCAUAUCUCAGUGUUUGUAUUUCAAAGGGUUCAGAAGUCUGGCAGAAUUUUAAAAGAACUAAAUGAUUAUAAUGAUGAAUAACAAUAAAGAAAAUAUAAAUUUAGUCCAAAGUUGAUAUUUUACAUAAUGCCUUUAAAGCUACAUUUUCAUUCCAUCUGUAGAUUUGUUUUCUAUCUUUAUAAAAUGUUGGAUUUAUAUUUUACCGAAGUGUAGAAGAAUAGAGCCUGUGAAUAGACCAAACUAAGCUAAUGGAUUGCAUGUAAAACGCUACUUGUGUUUAUGUUUAUAUUGCUCUUUUGUAGCCUUUGUACCUGUACAGAGUUGCUGGUAAGAACAGGAGGGAAAUACCCGGCUAUGUGCACACAAAUCGGACAGAAUGACAUUCUUGUAUUUAUGACUUUUCUCCUUUUGUCAGUCACUUAAAAUGCUGUACAUUUUAGCAUAAGAAUAAAUUAUGAUUGACCAUG
This is a messenger RNA of Anarrhichthys ocellatus (wolf-eel), 11075 nucleotides long. RefSeq names its product K(lysine) acetyltransferase 6B (gene kat6b). Lineage: Eukaryota; Metazoa; Chordata; Actinopteri; Perciformes; Anarhichadidae. The transcript is spliced from 17 exons. Bases 3366 to 9821 code for a protein of 2151 amino acids. Gene Ontology annotation, molecular function: DNA binding; transcription coregulator activity; chromatin binding. Gene Ontology annotation, biological process: nucleosome assembly; regulation of transcription by RNA polymerase II. Gene Ontology annotation, cellular component: MOZ/MORF histone acetyltransferase complex; nucleus; nucleosome. The record is from RefSeq and is a predicted model, not a curated record.